UUAAUAGAAAAUCAGUCAACGCGACGACAUUACUCGCGAACAUGCCUUUUACGUUAGCGCUACUCAUAAUCGCGUGCAGUCUCGUGUAUUAUUAUUGCACCCGAACAUUCAAUUUCUGGAAGGACAAAAAUGUGAAAGGACCAAACCCGAUACCGCUUUUCGGAAAUUUUAUUGAAGUGUUUUUGAGAAGAAAGCAUGUUGGUAUACUCUACAAUGAUCUCUACAAGGAAUAUAAAAAUGAGAAAGUUGUUGGUUUAUUCAGAAUGAUAUCUCCUACUUUGCUAGUUCGAGACUUAGACAUAGUGAAACAAGUGUUGAUAAAGGAUUUUGAGUUGUUACCUGACCGAGGUUUGUACUACAGUAAGGAGGCUUUGGGGGAUAAUCUUUUUCAUGCCACCUACGAUGUGUCGAAAACAAUCAGGAAGCACGUGACUUCGAUCUUCACUUCUCGCAAGUUUAGAAAUAACUUCGAUUUAUUUGUUGAUCGCGCUGACAAGUUCCUCGAUUACCUAGAAAAUAAAACGAUGAAGAAGUCAGAAUUCGAAGUGCUGCCUAUAUUUCGGAAGUACGCCGUGGAUUCUAUAAUGAUUGCGUUUUGUGGAUUGGACGUGAAAGCUUAUGAUGAUGAUAAUCCACUCUGUGACUUCAUGGAUGCACAAAUUCAGACUCCAACUUAUUUCAUUGAAAUGGAACUGUUAUUCCCCGGUACGUUGGCGAAGUGGAAUCUAUCGGCAUUUCCAAAAAGUGUUCGAGAAUUUUGUCAGCAAGUGGUUCGAACUGGCAUCUCUAAUGUCGCUAAAGAAGAUUCAUUGAAUGUAAAGAACAACCUAAUAGACGUCAUAGCAGAGUUACUUAAAGACAAUAAAGUUGCAAAGGAAGGCGAAGAUAGCUUUAUGCAAGUAACGGAGGAUAUGUUAAUUGGUCAGGUCUUUAUAUUUUAUUUUGCGGGAUAUGGGAAUAAUUCGCUAGUGACGACUUAUGCAUUAUAUCACUUGGCGCAAAACCCUGAAGUGCAAGAUAAACUGAUUGCUGAAAUUGAUGAAGUCCUAGAAAAAUAUGACGGGAAGUUAACUUACGAUGCUUUUAGAGAAAUGAAGUACCUGCAGAUGGUGUUUGAUGAAACUAUAAGAAUGCAUCCUCUUACUAAUUCUAUAACUAGAAAUGUACGUACGGAUGUCAAAAUUGAAGGAAUGGAUUUAGUGAUUCCUAAAGAUACAAUAGUAGUGGUUUCUCCUUAUGCUAUACAGCAUGAUGAGAAAUAUUAUCCGGAACCAGAAAAGUUUGAACCUGAGAGGUUCUCUCCAGAAAAUGUGAGACAAAGGCAUCCCUGCGCUAUGGUGUCUUUUGGAGCUGGACCAAGGAGUUGUCUUGGUUCGAGAUACGCACACUUACAAUUCGGGAUAUGUAUGGCGAAACUCCUAUCGAAAUACCGAGUGGAGGCGACUGAAAAUACCGUGAAAACAAUCGACUACACUGCAAUGCGGCUGUUACUUACUCCAAGUGAUAGGAUAUACCUAAGACUAGUUCGUAGAAAUAGACAGUAAUUAUUUAUAACUUAUAAAUAGCUUAAUUAUAAAUAGCUUUAACUAUCAACCAAAUGAAAUUACAUUAAAUCUGAUUAAGUUAUAA
Trichoplusia ni (cabbage looper) is the source of this 1629-nucleotide messenger RNA. RefSeq names its product cytochrome P450 6B2-like (gene Cyp6au1). The coding region runs from base 42 to 1544 and encodes 500 amino acids. The transcript has 2 exons. The record is from RefSeq and is a predicted model, not a curated record. Gene Ontology annotation, molecular function: oxidoreductase activity, acting on paired donors, with incorporation or reduction of molecular oxygen; monooxygenase activity; iron ion binding. NCBI's taxonomy places the organism in Eukaryota, Metazoa, Arthropoda, Insecta, Lepidoptera, Noctuidae.